GCGGCGCGGCGCAUCGCGUUGGUUGCGAAGGCGUGCUGACAAUCGGGACACACAGCCAUACGCCCACAGUCCUUGCGUUUCCCCUUGCUGCUCUUUGAUGCAAACCCACACGCGCGCACGUACACUUGUACGGCAAUCCCGUGUUGGCUCGUGCAGGUUCCGCUCCGUUGUGAACGAGCUGUUGGCGGAGAAGGCGCUGGCGGGCCAGGAGGGCGCGGUGGAGGCACUGGCGGGCGCCGCCGCGCAGCAGCAGCUGCGGCAGGCGGCCCUGGCCUACGUGCUGCUGCUGCACGGCGGCGGCGACGCAUGCCCGCUGCCGCCGCAGGCGGCACCGCAGGCGGCGGCGGCGCCACCGCAGGUGGCGGCGCCGACGGCGCCUACAGCGGCGCCAGCCGCGGCGGCCGCGGCCGCAGCCGGCACGGCUGUGUCGGGGGCGAGGCGGGGGCUGCUAGUGGAGCAGGACUGGCCGAGUGAGGAGACGGAUGAGGAGCCGGACCGGGAGCCAGCGGCGCCGCCGGCACUGGCGACCACGUCUCGGCUGCAGGAGCUGGCGGAGUGGGCUCUGGCGGACAAGACAGGCGUGCGGGUCCGCUUCAACGCCUGCCAGGCCCUGCACGAGCUGCAGCGCCUGGGGCUGGUGGUGCGCGUGUCGCCGCCGCCACCGCCUCCAUACGCUCCUCACUCCCACACCCACACACACGGACACGGUCACGAGCACGGCCGCGGCGCCGCCGACGGCAAUGGCUGUGGCGCCGGCGCCGGCUGCAGCGCCGACGUCCUUGACGUCACAACCACCGCCGCGGCUGGGGCUCUGCUUGCGCCGUCGUUGGCUCCAUCUUCUUCGUCCUCGUAUGAUGGCGAGGCGGCUCCCGGCGAGCCGCAGCAGCAACAGCAACAGCAGCAGCAGGGGCAGGCCGGCCGCGCGCCUGCUGCCGGCUGGUGCGGCUGCGAGGACCCGCUGCUGGGAUGCGACGGCGCGGACGGCUGCGGCUGCGCGGACGUGUGGUGGGCAGCGGUGCCGCUGCGUGACGCGGUGGCGGUGGUGGAGGACCACUGGCAGGGGCUGCUGUGGUCGCAGGUGGGCACCAUCCUGCGCCGCCAGGACCGCACGCAGUAGCAGUGGCGGGGGCGGCAGAAGCAGCAGCGGGGGCGUUAGGAGCAGUAGCGGGAGUAGCGGUAGCAGUGGCGGUGGCGGUAGCAGCAGUGGUGGCAGGAACGGCUGCGGACGUGAGUGCGGGUACAGGUGCCAGUGCGGGCGCAAUAGCGGUCGCAGAUGCAGACGCGUGAGGCUUUGAAGUGGUCCCGAAGGCAAAGGCAGUCAUCGAUUGAUGAACUGUGAUAGCGCUUGUUGGUUAUGGUUCGGUGCUGGUUGUGUAUAGCUCAGGUAGAUUAGCAGUCGGCAGACAGGUGGGCAGGAUGGUAGCAGCAGUAGCAGUAGAGCAGAACUCACGGACUUGGCCACGCCACAUGCGUGGAGCGGUGACGCCGGUGAGUAGCACAGUGUAGCAGUGCUUGGUGUGUGUGUGUGUGUGUGUGUGUGUGUGUGUGUGUGUGUGUGUGCGUGCGUGUUGGCAGGAUGAGGCCGUGCAAGCUUUAGCAGUGCGUCUGUUGCUGUGGGGGCAGAUCACCAGGAUUCUUUAAGGGGCCGCGCACGUCUGGCGUGGCCCAGAUGGCCAGGCUCCUGCGAAAAGCGAACCAGGGGGGGCGUCGACAAAAAGUGCCAAACUGGCACAAACCGCGAGCUGGAGGGGCUCAGCCCCUUUUCCCGUGACCGGGGAACACUUGUCUUUUGGCCGCGCCGCGCAUCUGCGCCGUCUGCUCGAGCACCUGCACAAGCACAAAUGAGAAGUUAGACCACGGGAGGGUCGUAUGGCAUGCGCGGACGUGGAUAAGGUACUGUACGCGCCACCUUUUCUUGUCCGAAUGUG
This is a messenger RNA of Chlamydomonas reinhardtii, 1928 nucleotides long. RefSeq lists its product as uncharacterized. The record is from RefSeq and is a predicted model, not a curated record. The transcript has 2 exons. NCBI's taxonomy places the organism in Eukaryota, Viridiplantae, Chlorophyta, Chlorophyceae, Chlamydomonadales, Chlamydomonadaceae. Bases 98 to 1117 code for a protein of 339 amino acids.